Molecule: messenger RNA, 1874 nt
Organism: Gambusia affinis (western mosquitofish)
Lineage: Eukaryota; Metazoa; Chordata; Actinopteri; Cyprinodontiformes; Poeciliidae
Exons: 2
Coding region: 242-1078 (278 amino acids)
Source: RefSeq, a predicted model, not a curated record
ACAUAUAAACAAAACCUGAACCAGCUGCAACUGACAGAUAAAUGUUAGAUGCCCUUGCCGCUUGAGCAUCCUGCUUUCUAAUGCCGCCCUGGGCAACUGCCCAUAUCUAAAACUGCAACUGGGCACAAGGAGCAUAAACCAGUCUGGCAGUUUUCUAUAGACCAUCCAGUCACAGAUACCCUGUCUUUGCAAAUGUGAUUAUAAAAUAGGUCAUGUUUCAUUUGGUAGAAACGUAAAAUGCAUGACAAUCAAAUAUAUUGUUUGUAGUUUUAGUUCUUCUGUUUUUGUAUUAAAUCCUGAUUGGUUCUUGCUGUCCCACAAUCUGCAAACAGCUGUACAGGCCUUGGCUAGCUCCACCGCAGAGAUCAUCUAUGCCUUCGUGGGUGAGGAGAGUCUGGGGGAAGCUCUGCACCAAAUGGAAAACGAUGGAAAGGAGCUGAACAACUCGAAGGAAGAUCUCCAACCACAUCCUCUAGAGACCACAAUGGAAACGUCUGUAGAGGCGGCUGUUUAUAUUGAAGAGCAGUUAUUUGAGGUAGAAGAAGUGCCACAUGGUCUAACUAUUGAAGAAUUAUCUGCUGACCGGAUUCCAGCCGCUGACGCAGAGCAGGAGGAAGAGGAGAAGGAAAGAGCUGUUUCACUUCCUGAGGAAAUCGCAGAGGCUGAAGAAAACACUGCGAUCCCCGACUUUCCUUCAGAGGAAAGCGUCUCCUCUCCGGAAGACUCUUCCUCCUCUGAUGAAGCAACACCAGAGGAGGAAGAGACCAAAUCUGAGCAGACCGCUCUGGGGACAGUUGGUGAGACGACUCAGCUGGCAGCCGCCUCCACCGAGCUAAGCCUAGAAGUUCUUUCAAACACGGAACCAGAACCUCCAUCACUUGUGGCUCCAGCGGACAAGGGAGAACCCUGCCACAGCUGCCACUCUUCUCCAUCCUCCAGCAAGGAGGCGGCGCCACCUGCUGCUCUGGGAGAGGAUCUGCUCGACAUGGACAUCGCACAAGAAGCAAAGGAGUCCUUUGACAAACCGUUGGCAAAACAAACCAUUGAGAAUGGAGUUGUGGUGACAGCCAUCUCGUGACAGAAAGUGUGCCUUCUUCAAUCAAACCUGGGCGGCAGAAGACAAAAACAAAAGAAGAGGUCACACUCUGAAGAGUUGUCUUUAUUAACAGUUGUUAUUAUCGCUUUUGUCCACUAGGUGACAGCAUUGCAAAAACUUUUAAAGACGUAGAAUUCAAAGAGUUUUUAGGGAGUGAAAGUCUUUGAUAUUGUAAUAAACAGUAGCCUUAGAUGUUUGCUUCUCACCGAAGCUGACAUAAAAUAUUUCAGAUUUGUAUCACUGCUGCCCAUACACCCAAGUAUUUUGCAGUAUUUCAUUUGCAGUGUUUCAUAUUUAAGCUUUUUAAUUAGAAAGUCACGUGCUGUUAGAGAGUUUAAUGUUUCAAGGAAAAUUCCCAUAUUUUGACGCACACUUCUUCUUUUUUUUUUAUUGUAUUGUUUUUUUCCUGUUGUUGCCCUGUUCAUCAAUUAGAUAUAGUGAUGGAAAUCUGUGUAUCCUCCAAAUUUAACAGAGCUGUUAAAACAAAAACGCAAUAACGAGGAUAAGUAUCUACCUUCUCUUUGACUGUCAUUUUGAGUGUAACUAAAGACUAUAUCAAAGAAAAAAAAUACUGUCCAGACUGGCACAACAUUUUGAGGCAAGCACUGCACAUCAUAUGAAGGAAGACAUUAAGAAAAAUUCUGACUGUAAAUGGGAUGUUUAUAUGUUAUUCGAGCUUUGCAUGACUAGGACAUAAUGAGGAAUGUACUUGACAAGCAGACGAUAGCGGUGUCGUCAUGGCAUACUCAUAUUUCAAAUAAAGUGGUGGACAACCUUG